GAGAACCAGCAGGACCCUCGGGAGGAGGAAGAGCAGGCAGCGGCUGCGGCUGUGCCUGCGGCGGGCGGAGGUGCGGCAGCCACACGGUCCGGUCCGGGCACACGGCUGCGGCUGCGCCCGGGAAGCCCAUGCCCGGCCCGUGCCGCCCGGGGCUUGCCCAUGAAGCUGCUGCCGAGCUGGAGGAGGAAAACCCGGGGCUUCUCGUUGGGACUCUUCGCCCUCUGCCUGGCCACCGUCCGCAGCCUGCAAAGUCGCGGAGUGUCGCUGUACAUCCCCCAGUCCACCAUCAAUGCCACCGUCCAAGAGGACAUCCUGCUCUCAGUUGAAUACUCCUGUCACGGCGUGCCCACCAUCGAAUGGAGGUAUACGUCCAGCUGGGGAGUGCAGAAGAUCGUGGAGUGGAAGCCAGGGACGCAGGCCAAUGUCUCCCAGAGCCACAGGGACCGAGUCUGCACUUUCGACAACGGCUCCAUCCAGCUCUUCAGUGUGGGCGUCAGGGACUCCGGCUACUACAUCAUCACGGUGACGGAGCCCGGGAGCAGCCAGUUCGGCACCAUUGUGCUGCACGUGUCUGAGAUCCUGUACGAAGACCUCCACUUUGUUGCCGUCUUCGUCGCAUUUCUCAUUACUGUGGCCGCAGUGUUAAUCAGCCUCAUGUGGGUUUGUAAUAGGUGUGCAUAUAAAUUCCAGAGGAAGAGAAGACACAAACUCAAAGAAAGCACAACAGAAGAGAUUGAACUGCAAGAUAUUGAGUGUUAGCCAGAGGCUGGACUCAAUGACAUUCCUACCUCAAGAGGAAAACACCAUUUUCCAAAAAAAAAGACACAAACACAGCCAGUCCCCUCUACAGCCUCCCAUGGACCUGCCACAGCAGCCAUUCCUGAUGGGAAAGCUGCCAAGUUCACAGAACAGACUGCAUAGGUUGGACGGACACAGUCGUAGGACUUGCACCGAGUUUACGGUGAAAAGUGGGAGCUUUGCUCAGCGUCAGGGUCAUGCUGACCCAGAACAAACUGCAUGGUGCAGGCACUGGCUGCUUGUUGAAGACACUCAUUUGUGACACCUGCGGGAGGAGUCCCUGUUCCAGAGACCAGAGUAUUUCAAGAGGCGUGAGUGCAGCCUCAUCAGAACAGGUUGGGUCUUAGCAUCCGGCACACUGCUGUACCCUCCAGCCCCCCACCUUGGGUCCAAAUAGCACUGCUGUGGGAGCUGUCAUGAGG
Molecule: messenger RNA, 1220 nt
Organism: Ochotona curzoniae (black-lipped pika)
Lineage: Eukaryota; Metazoa; Chordata; Mammalia; Lagomorpha; Ochotonidae
Gene: VSTM5
Product: V-set and transmembrane domain containing 5
Biological process (GO): positive regulation of excitatory synapse assembly; filopodium assembly
Cellular component (GO): plasma membrane; axon; dendrite
Source: RefSeq, a predicted model, not a curated record